This is a messenger RNA of Podarcis raffonei (Aeolian wall lizard), 7074 nucleotides long. It is a transcript of the gene EVPL, whose product is annotated as envoplakin. The transcript has 24 exons. The coding region runs from base 320 to 6520 and encodes 2066 amino acids. Gene Ontology annotation, biological process: intermediate filament cytoskeleton organization; wound healing. NCBI's taxonomy places the organism in Eukaryota, Metazoa, Chordata, Lepidosauria, Squamata, Lacertidae. Gene Ontology annotation, cellular component: cytoskeleton; membrane; intermediate filament. Gene Ontology annotation, molecular function: cadherin binding; structural molecule activity. The record is from RefSeq and is a predicted model, not a curated record.
CUACAAGUUCCUGUCUUUUAUUCCAUUUACUUUGCUAAGUUUGAAGUUGAAGGGACAUGACCUUAGUUAAAGAUGACUAACUGGUUUCCUGAAUCAUUUACCUUACCUUUGGAGGAAGAUGUCAUUGUCUAUGCAGAACCCAAUUCUUUCUUGUAGGAGGUGAUAAUUAAUCUUUGCUGGCAACACAGGAUUAAUGUGCUGGUCUUUACAGUAAGUACUGGGAAGUCAGAAUAUUUACUCAUACCUCCCAGGUCACGUUUGAAGUAAGGACUAAGUACCAGGAACUUUCCCACAGCCAUUGGACCUACCAGCUUCUGUGAUGUCCUGUCCAGAGGUACAAAGCAUCCUGGGCAGUAGCAGACAACCUCAGGCAGAGGCAGCUGCUGGAACGCACCCACCCCUUUCUUCAACAGCCUUCCAGACAGCGAGAGAGAGGGGAGCUUCAGCCGCCGCUGAGAUGUUCAAAGGGGUGGGCAAAGGCUCGCCAAGCAGAAGCUCCCCAAGCAAAGGGUCCCCGAUCAAGCAGCCCAAAUCCUCAAGCACAAAUGACUUGGCUGUGCUCAUCUCUCGCAUGCAAAAAAAUGCUGACCAGGUGGAAAAGGACAUCCUUGAAACACAAAACAAACUUAAGCAGGACAGCAGUUACCGCCAGCAGAACAAGCCUUUUGAGUUCCAGCAGGAGAAUGCCAAAAACCUGAAAGAGGCCGAGGUGCUACUGAAGGACCUCUUCCUAGAUGUGGACAAAGUCAAACGCCUGAAGCACCCUCAGGCCUUGGAAAUUGAAAAAGACAUCAAGCAGCUGCACGGCCGAGUGACACACCAAUGUGCCGAAUAUCGAGAUCUGUAUGAAAAGUUUACGCUUCCUGAAGCUGGUUCCAAAGUGGACUGGGGGAAAAUUCUAGAACAAAAGCAGAAAGAAAUCGAUGCAGGGAAAUAUGGACCUACUAUGCCAGAGCUGGAGAAACAGGUAGCAGAACACAACAUCCUUCAGAAGGAAAUUGAAGCAUAUGGACUCCAGAUCAAGAACCUUCAUAUUCCGGAAGCAGAAGAUUUAAGGAGCCGGCACAAGAAAUUGCUGAAAGCCUCUAUCUGGCGGGGCCAGAGCUUGGGCAGCCUCUAUACACACCUCCAGGGUUGCACUAAGGAGCUGGGUUACCUCACAGAGCAGCAGAACAAGAUAUUGAGGCAGGACUGGAGUGACCAGAUGGCUGACCCCCAGUCUGCGCGGCGUGCGUACGAGGAUUUCAAAAAUAAUGAACUCCUUAACCAAGAAGAGUAUGUGAAUACCCUCCAAGAUGAUGGAGAGAGGAUGGUCGAACUGAAGCAUCCAGCUGUGAGCCCAAUUCAGGCUCAUCAGGAAGCGCUUAAGAAUGAGUGGCAGAAUCUUCUCUACUUGUGCAUCUGCCAAGAGAACCACCUGAAGAACAUAGAGAACUACAGAAAGUUCUAUGACGAUGCUGAUGCUGUGAGCCAUUCGCUAAACAAGCUGAACAAUGACCUUGAUACGAAAUACAGCUUGUUCAACAAGGACAGCCCGGGAGUGGUGUCUGAUUUAUUCCUUCAGCUGGAAAACGAUGAGAAGUCUGUGAAACAAGCUGAGAGGAGCAUUGCUGAACUGAAAAGGAGGAGCAAGGAGAUUAGCCCUUUGAAACUCCGCAGACUCCAACCCUCCCAGCCAAUUACCGUGACUACCAUCUGUGACUGGGAUUUGGGUGAUGGGCGGCUCGAGAUGGGUGAGAAGUAUAUGUUGCAUGACAACAGCAACCAGGAAAACUGGGUCGUGCAGAAUGCCAGUAGAGAGACUAAGGUAGCACCUGCUGUUUGCUUUUCCAUCCCCCCUCCAGAUCUAGAGGCCAUAGAGAGAGUUAACAGGCUGGAAGGUGAGCUGAGCGCAGUGAAGCAGAGGAGAGCUACAGUCCAGAACACCUUGAAAAGCAGCCAUAGGGAACCAGUUAAAUCCAGCCACCAGGUUCCAGUCAGAAGCACCACUGUGGCCCAGGAUGAUCCCCAAGCCAGCCAGUUGCUCCAUAAAUUGGAUAAUGUUGGUGGUAACUUGGACCAAGUCAAGAAUGAGAUUUUUAGCCGCCUGAGGUCUCCACUAAACCACAGUGACCCUGUAGAGGACCUUACUCAACGGAUCAGAGAGCAGGAGGGAACAGCAAGGAGACUUCAAGUCAUAGGAGCAGAAAAGGAAGCUGCCCAGAAGGAGUGUGAGGCCUAUCUUUCCAAGAAGCCUGCUGGCACCUCUGCCUCUCAGCUUCCUGUGACACUCAACAACAUCAAGAACAAAUACAAUGAUGUUAAGGUGCUCUCCAGGCUCUAUGAGGAAAAAGCCAAAGCAGGCCUGAACCUGGAGAAUCAGAUAGAGAACACAGACAAGAUCAUCAGCACCCUUGAGGCCAAGUUAUCUCAUGAUGGCAUCAUCCCAGCCUCACCCAAUGCACUGCAGGAUCGUGCCAAUGAACUUCAGAAACUGAAGCGAGAUUUGGUGAAACAUGAGGACAGCUUGCUGAAGCUGAACCGCAGCCUCAAGGAUGCUGAGCACAGCUGCAGUGCAGUGCAGAACAAUUUUGAAGAGUACUGCGCUGAUCUGCCAAGGCAGAAAAAGGAAGUCCAGCUACUUAAUGACCGAUAUCAUGCUGUUGCUGACCAGCUGGAUCACCGGGAGAAGACUCUCUGGAACACCAGCCUCACCUACCAACAGUUCCAAAAUGCCAAUGAGAACCUAAUGUUCUGGCUCAACAAUGUUCCCAAGUACCAGGUCAAGACCACAGAUGGACCCAGCCAUGUCAACUACAAGCUCCAGGCGCAGAAGAGGCUGGCAGAUGAAAUCCAGAGUAAAGAAUCUGACAAGGAUGCUGUGGUCAACUUGUCCCAGAAUGUGCAGACUGUCCUCAACGAGUAUGAGCUUCAGGCAGGAAAAUACCGAUCUUCCCUAGACCCUUCGUUGACUGCUUCUUCGGCAAAACGCCUCCGGGUGACACCACUUCAGGAGAGCAUCCAAGCACAGGAAAAAAACGUGACAAAGCUCUUCACCGAGACAGCUGCCCAAAACAAAGAGCAACUCAGCCGGCUGGAAUUUGCCAAGAAAGUUAUGGACAAGAAGGAAGUAGAUGAGACAGUGCACAUGAUGCACGAGCAGACCCAGCAGUCUGAAAACACAGCUGGGUCCCAUAGAGAAUCAGAAGCCCUAAAAUCUCAGCUGGAAGAGGAACGGAGCAAGAAAGCCAGGGCUCAGCAGCAGCUGGAAGAGCAGAGGAGCAAACUUCUCAUGCUGAAGACCCAACGGCCUAUUGAAAGAGUGGAGGAGAAAGAAGUGAUGGAAUACUACAGGGAUCCCACUCUGGAGAGUGACCUGUCCAAAAUAUCUAAUCAAAUUGAAAAUGAAAUUAAGAAGAGAAGGGGUCUACAGGCAGAUAUUGAGAUAAUGAACAAUAAGGUCCUCCAAAUGGAGAAAGAUAGUAAGGUUGUUAAAGCCCAGCUGCUUACAAAAGAAAUUACUAAGAUAGAGAAAGACCCAAGCCUAGAUGCUCAAGCAGCCAGACUCCGAGAGGAAAUCAGGCACCUCCAGGAGAACUCAACUUCCUCCUCCGAACUUGAACGGCUCAGGAAAGAGCUGCACUUGCUGGAGCAGAUGCAGCCAAACAUCCGAGAGAAAGUGGUGCUGAAAGAGGUGGUCAAGCUGGAGAAGGACCCAGAAAUGCUAAAAGCAGUCAGGACAUUGCAAAUGCAAAUUGACAAAGACAGCUUCAAGAGGAAGUCUCUGGUGGAUACAAUUGCUAAACUGAAAAGCAGGACGGAAGAGCUUGAAAAGCUGAUUGAAAUGGCAGAACCUAAAGUCAUUGUGAAGGAGGUAAAGCAAGUGGAGCAAGACCCAGAGCUUCUGAAGGAGGCAUCCAAGCUUCAGACUCUCAUUGAUGAGGAGAGAAGCAAGAACUCGUUGCUAGCAAGCCAACUGAUAGAGCUGCAGAGCAAAUACAGCACUGUGGAAAAGCAAAAGCCUAAAGUGGAGGUUAAAGAAAGAGUCAACGAGAUAUUUCGUCUUGACCCAGAAACAGAAGAGGAGAUAGCACGUUUGAAGAAAGAGCUCCAAGAAGCUUCAAGAAAAAGGUCAAGGGUUGACCAAGAGGUGGAAAGAGCCCUGACUGAGCUCAAAGUCCUUAAGUCUCAGCCUCCCACUGUGGAGUUUAAAGAGGUCAUCGAAGAAGUGGUGAAGAUGGAAAAGAGUCCAGAGAUUCUGAGAGAAAUAGACAGGCUGAAACAGCAGCUGAAUGACCUUGUGAAUACAAAUGGCAGGUCCCAAGAACAGCUGAUCAGGCUACAGGGAGAGAGAGAUGAGUGGAAGAGGGAAAGAUCCAAGGUAGAAACCAAGCUGGUUACCAAGGAGGUUGUCCGAUAUGAGAAAGACCCUCUGUUGGAGAGAGAAGCUGAACGCCUCCGCCAGGAAGUACGUAAUGUAUCACAAAAGAGGAGAGCAACCGAAGAUGCCAUCUAUGACCUGCAGAACAAGUACAUGCUUCUGGAGAGGAGAAAACCAGAGGAAAAAGUGGUGGUCCAGGAGGUAGUUCUCACUCAGAGAGACCCAAAACUCAGAGAUGAGCACAGCAGGCUAAGUAAGAGCUUGGAUGAUGAAGUGAGCAACCGCCGACGCCUGGAACGUGAAGUCCAGCAGCUUCGAGCUGCGGUGGAAGAGAAAGAGAAGCUGCUUAACUUCCAAGAAGACAGAAACAAAAGGCUAGCCUUGGAAAAGGAAAUGCGGCAGAUCACCUUGAGGAUAAAGGAAAUUGAGGAGAGCCCAGCCCCAGUGCAGGAAAAAAUAAUCACAGAGGAAGUGGUCAAGGUAGAGAAGGAUCCUGUUCUUGAGCAGUCCAGUACCAACCUGCGAAUUGAACUGGAUAACGAAAAGGCUCAAGUAUCAAGCCUGCAGAGGGAAUGUAAGAAACUUCAGUCCCAGAUUGAUGUUCUGCAAAAAGCAAAGUCUCAGGAAAAAACCAUCUACAAGGAAGUAAUCAGAGUAGAAAAGGAUAGGGUGCUAGAAAAUGAGCGAGCUCGUCUCUGGGAUCUGCUAAGCAGAGAGAGAACAGCCCGGCAGAAUGCAGAAGAAGAUAUCAGGCGUCUCAAGGAAAAGAUUGAAAGAGCAGAAGGCAUGACGAGAACGUGGUCCAAAGAAGAAGCCGAUCUCCAAAGAACUCGCAAUCUGACAAGGCAAGAAAAAGACAAUCUUGAGAAUGAAUUAAACGAACUAGAAAGGCAGAAGCAACAGAAAAUCCUUUUCCUUAGAGAGCAGACCAAGCUCCUGAGCCAAAGGACAGAGAAUGACAGACAAAAGAAGAUGCAAAUUGGUCAAGAGCUUUCUUCCCUUGAAGCAGACAUACUUAGAGAGAAGGAUCAGAUCUAUGAAAAAGAGAGGGCUAUCCGGGAACUCCAAACCAGAGUUAACAAGGAAGAACUGAACCAUGAGACCCAGAUGAGAGAAACUAACCUCUCCACAAAGAUUUCUAUUCUGGACCCAGAGACUGGCAAGGAUAUGUCACCCUAUGAGGCAUAUAAGAGAGGCAUGAUAGAUCGAAGUCAAUAUAUUCAGCUGCAGGAACUAGAAUGUGAUUGGGAAGAAAUCACAACGCUGGGACCCAAAGGCGAUGUUUCUGUGCUCCUUGACAAGAAGAGUGGGAAGCAGUACUCCAUUGACGAUGCCCUGCGGUUUAGGAGGAUCACAAAAGAAGAAUACCAGCUCUACAGGGAAGGCAAGAUCCCCAUCUCUGAGUUUGCUCUGCUGGUAGCAGGAGAAACUAAGCAAAAUUCCUCCCUUUCUAUUGGUUCAAUCAUUUCCAAGUCUCCAGUUUCAUCCCCUAUAUUCCAGCAAAAGCAGAGCUUCUUCCCUCCUGGCGCGCAGAUAACCUUCUGUGAUGAUACCUUCCCCAUUGCCGGUGUGUAUGACACUACCUCCGACAACAAGUACAACAUAAAGUCUGCACUUAGCAAGAAGCUGGUGGACCCAAUGACUGCUCAAAAGCUUCUAGAGGCCCAAGCGGCUACUGGAGGCAUUGUUGAUCUUAUCUCACGUGAUCGAUACUCUGUCCACAAAGCCAUUGAUAGAGGGCUGAUAGACAACACCUACAUGCAAAGGCUGCUGAAUGCUCAGAAAGCUUUUACAGGGAUUGAAGAUCCAGUCACCAAGAGAAGGCUGUCUAUAGGAGAGGCAGUCCAGAAAGGGUGGAUGACCAAGGACAAUGCCUUUCCCUAUUUACAGGUCCAACAUCUGACUGGAGGGCUAAUAGAUCCCAAGAAAACUGGCCGUAUCCCCGUGCCAGAAGCUUCCCAGGCUGGCAUGCUUAGUAGUGAUCUGGCCAUGAUGCUACAAGAUGAAUCCAGCUAUGAAAAGGAUCUUGUUGACCCAAUCACCAAAGAGAAGAUUAAUUACAAGGAAGCCAUGGCUCGUUGCCGGAAAGAUCCUCAAAGUGGGCUCCUCCUCCUUCCAACCACAUCUGAUGGAUACCAGUCAUAUCAGUUCAGGCACUGAGAAAAUAAGAAAUCCUCAACAGAGCUCAUAUACUGUCCACAGAUGAACAGAGUGCCUGGCAGUUCUAAAUGGCUGUGUGCUAUUCUAGAUUGCUAGUCUUACUUCACUAUAACAAGGCAGCAAUGCACCUUUAAGAUGCAUUUCUGAAGGUAGAAGGGUUCUAAUGCAGGAGUUACUGCAUAGCAGUGGUUCCCAAACUUCCCCACCCCACCCCAUGGACCACUUGAAAAAUGUUGAGGGUCUUUGCAGAUCUCUUAAUGAUUUAUCUGCCUGUUGUAGCAAUUGUGAUGUGCUGUGCUAGAUGAUUUUUCAUUGUAUUUUUACAGAAAUGCUGCAGGCCACCCGAAUGAAGCUUAUGGACCACUAGUGGUCCAGGGACCAGUUUGGGAACCCCUGCUGUAUACUAUAGGGAAAUAAAUGGGAUUUUAAAAAUAAACAGAUAUGCUUGGGAAACUUUUACUCUGUGCCUUCAUGGCAAGUUUAAAGGGUUGUGUAUCAAGGAGCUUUGAGUUAGAUGGUUGUCAUGCAUGCAAUAAAAAAGUUAAAAGAUUGAA